AUGCGGGUUGUGGGUGCUACUGUUGGUCUUCCUCUUGGCAUGUUUCUUAAUGAGGAGACUAGACAGCCUGUUCUCAAAGUCAUCGAUGCCCUCUUUGUAAGGUCUCCUCCAGGUUGUACGGGCUUGGUUAGUACGGGCUUGGGUAGUACGGGCUUGGGUAGUACGGGCUUGGGUAGUACUUUCCACGCUAUCAAGGCCGACCCCAUAUCUCUUGAGAUUUCUGUCCGUGCAUCUAUCUAUCUAUCUAUCUAUCUAUCUAUCUCUCUCUCUCUCUCUCUCUAUAUAUAUAUAUAUAUAUAUAUAUAUAUAUAUAUAUAUAUAUAUCUGUUAGAAAAAAAGAAGUCUGCUCGUAUCUAUCUAUCUAUCUAUCUAUAUAUCUAUCUGUUAGAUAGACAUAGACGCCUGUUCGCAACUAUCUAUUUCUCUUUCCCCUUGGCUCUGUCUCUCUCUGUACAUAUAUCUGUUAAAAAAUAG
Acanthosepion pharaonis is the source of this 474-nucleotide messenger RNA. NCBI's taxonomy places the organism in Eukaryota, Metazoa, Mollusca, Cephalopoda, Sepiida, Sepiidae. The record is from the annotation of a GenBank genome assembly.